UGGUGAAUUGCGCUGAGGUUCUGGCGCAUGCACCGUGUGGCCGCCAUCGUCGGUCCUGCGUGCAGAACUUUUCAGAGAAACAAACAGUGGUCAAACGUGAACAAGUCAUCACUUCUUAGAAAGCGGAAUGUAGUGGUCGCUGCUCCAAAAUAGUCUUUAGUGCGAAUUAGCCUGGAUAUUGGAGUGAGGCGUCAUGGCUUCGUUUCCAUUUAGGGGUUUACCUGCGGGAAUGCCUCCCGGUGUCCCUCCUCCUGCACCGGUACCUGAGUACAUGACCGAAGAAAAACUACAAGAAAAGGCACGAAAAUGGCAGCAGCUGCAGGCAAAACGUUAUGCAGAAAAGAGAAAGUUUGGUUUUGUUGACGCUCAGAAGGAAGACAUGCCCCCUGAACAUGUGCGCAAGAUCAUCAGAGACCAUGGAGACAUGACCAACCGAAAGUUUCGCCAUGAUAAAAGAGUUUAUCUUGGGGCACUGAAAUACAUGCCCCAUGCAGUGUUGAAGUUAUUGGAAAACAUGCCAAUGCCAUGGGAGCAGAUUAGAGACGUGCCAGUUCUCUAUCACAUCACUGGCGCCAUCUCUUUUGUCAAUGAAAUUCCUUGGGUCAUUGAACCUGUCUACAUUGCUCAGUGGGGCACAAUGUGGAUUAUGAUGCGCCGUGAAAAACGAGACAGGCGACAUUUCAAAAGAAUGCGCUUUCCUCCUUUUGAUGAUGAAGAACCCCCACUGGAUUAUGCUGACAAUAUUUUAGACGUUGAGCCUCUAGAGGCUAUUCAGAUGGAGUUGGAUCCAGAAGAAGAUGCUUCAGUUGUGGAGUGGUUCUAUGAGCACCAGCCUCUCAAAGAUACUACAAAGUUUGUGAAUGGAACAACAUACCGUCGCUGGCAGUUCACACUUCCCAUGAUGUCCACUUUGUACCGUUUGGCUAACCAGCUUCUUACAGACCUUGUGGACCUCAAUUACUUCUAUCUCUUUGACCUGAAGGCCUUCUUUACUUCAAAAGCCUUAAACAUGGCUAUCCCUGGAGGACCAAAGUUUGAGCCCUUGGUUCGAGACAUAAAUCUUCAAGAUGAGGACUGGAAUGAAUUUAAUGACAUCAACAAGAUCAUCAUUCGUCAGCCAAUCAGGACUGAAUACAAAAUUGCCUUUCCCUAUCUGUACAACAAUCUGCCGCACCAUGUUCACCUCACUUGGUAUCACACACCCAAUGUGGUAUUUAUCAAGACUGAGGAUCCUGAUCUUCCUGCUUUCUACUUUGAUCCACUGAUCAAUCCGAUUUCGCACAGGCAUUCUAUCAAAAUUCAAGAACCACUGCCUGAUGAUGAUGAGGAGUUUGAGCUUCCAGAGUUUGUAGAACCUUUCCUCAAAGAAACUCCUCUGUAUACAGACAAUACAGCCAAUGGCAUUGCAUUGCUUUGGGCACCAAGACCAUUCAAUCUAAGGUCUGGCCGCACCAGACGUGCCAUUGACAUCCCCUUGAUCAAAAACUGGUAUCGAGAGCAUUGCCCAGCUGGACAACCUGUGAAAGUACGUGUGUCCUACCAGAAACUUCUGAAGUACUAUGUGCUCAAUGCUUUGAAACACAGACCUCCCAAAGCCCAGAAAAAGAGGUACCUGUUUCGGUCAUUUAAGGCCACAAAGUUCUUUCAGUCGACCAAGCUAGAUUGGGUGGAGGUUGGGCUUCAGGUGUGCCGACAGGGCUAUAACAUGCUCAACCUUCUUAUCCAUCGUAAAAACUUGAACUACCUCCAUCUUGACUACAACUUCAACCUGAAACCUGUGAAGACACUCACCACAAAGGAGCGUAAAAAGUCAAGAUUUGGCAAUGCCUUCCAUCUUUGCCGAGAAGUUUUGCGUCUGAGCAAAUUGGUGGUUGACAGUCAUGUGCAGUAUCGCCUUGGCAAUGUUGAUGCUUUCCAGUUGGCUGAUGGGCUACAGUACAUCUUUGCUCACGUGGGUCAGCUGACUGGUAUGUACCGUUACAAGUACAAGCUGAUGAGACAAAUCCGGAUGUGUAAGGACCUAAAGCAUCUGAUCUACUACCGGUUCAACACUGGACCAGUAGGAAAGGGUCCAGGUUGUGGAUUCUGGGCUCCUGGCUGGAGAGUGUGGCUCUUCUUCAUGCGUGGAAUAACUCCGUUAUUGGAAAGGUGGCUUGGAAAUCUACUAGCCAGACAGUUUGAAGGUCGUCACUCCAAGGGUGUUGCCAAGACUGUUACUAAGCAGCGUGUGGAGUCUCAUUUUGACCUGGAGCUGCGUGCGGCUGUGAUGCACGACAUCCUGGACAUGAUGCCAGAGGGUAUCAAACAGAACAAGGCCAGAACCAUACUUCAGCAUCUGAGCGAGUCUUGGAGAUGCUGGAAAGCCAACAUCCCCUGGAAGGUCCCAGGUCUACCUACUCCAAUUGAAAACAUGAUCUUGAGAUAUGUGAAAGCCAAAGCUGACUGGUGGACCAACACAGCCCACUACAACCGUGAGCGAAUUCGCAGAGGAGCUACUGUCGACAAAACUGUGUGCAAGAAAAAUCUGGGUCGACUGACCCGCCUGUACCUCAAAGCAGAGCAGGAAAGACAGCACAACUAUCUGAAGGAUGGCCCCUACAUCACAGCAGAAGAAGCUGUGGCCAUCUACACCACCACUGUCCACUGGCUUGAAAGUAGGCGUUUUUCACCCAUCCCCUUCCCUCCACUGUCAUACAAACAUGACACAAAACUGCUUAUUCUGGCACUGGAAAGACUCAAGGAAGCUUACAGUGUGAAGUCUCGUCUGAACCAGAGUCAGAGAGAGGAACUUGGGUUAAUUGAGCAGGCGUAUGACAACCCACAUGAAGCACUGUCUAGGAUCAAACGUCACCUGCUUACUCAGAGAGCCUUCAAAGAGGUGGGCAUUGAGUUCAUGGAUCUGUACAGUCAUCUGGUGCCUGUCUAUGAUGUGGAGCCCCUAGAAAAGAUCACAGAUGCCUAUCUGGAUCAAUAUUUGUGGUAUGAGGCAGAUAAGAGACGACUGUUUCCGCCAUGGAUCAAACCUGCAGACACUGAGCCACCACCCUUGCUGGUAUACAAGUGGUGUCAAGGCAUCAACAACUUGCAGGAUGUAUGGGAGACUGCUGAGGGAGAAUGCAAUGUAAUGCUGGAGUCUCGCUAUGAAAAAAUGUAUGAGAAGAUUGAUCUGACGUUGCUCAACAGACUGUUGCGUCUCAUUGUUGACCAUAACAUUGCUGAUUACAUGACUGCAAAGAACAACGUGGUUAUCAACUACAAGGACAUGAACCAUACCAAUUCAUAUGGUAUUAUCAGAGGACUGCAGUUUGCCUCAUUCAUUGUCCAAUAUUAUGGAUUAGUAAUGGAUCUGCUUGUCCUGGGCUUGCAUCGUGCCAGUGAGAUGGCUGGACCUCCUCAAAUGCCAAAUGACUUUUUAAGUUUCCAAAACAUACCCACUGAAAGCGCCCACCCAAUCAGACUCUACUGUCGUUACAUUGACCGCAUCCACAUCUUCUUCAGGUUUACAGCUGAUGAGGCCAGAGAUCUUAUUCAGAGAUACCUAACGGAGCACCCAGACCCAAAUAAUGAGAACAUUGUUGGUUACAACAACAAAAAAUGUUGGCCACGAGAUGCUCGGAUGCGACUCAUGAAGCACGAUGUCAACCUUGGACGAGCAGUCUUCUGGGAUAUCAAGAAUCGUCUCCCCAGGUCAGUGACUACUGUUCAGUGGGAGAACAGCUUUGUGUCAGUCUACAGCAAGGACAACCCUAAUCUGCUCUUCAACAUGUGUGGCUUUGAGUGUCGCAUCCUACCCAAGUGUCGGACCAGCUACGAGGAAUUUACUCACAAGGACGGUGUCUGGAACCUGCAGAAUGAGUGCGGUUUUGGGCAGGGUGAAGGUCAGCAGCUGCCAGGGGUAGACGAACAAUUAUGGGCAACAAAAGUCCAGCUCCACACUGAGUUUUUCCAGCAGAUAGGCAGAGUUCCCUGGGAGUCCAUUCAGAACAUGGCCAGUCUGCACACGCUCAACCUGGACCAUAACCUGAUCGACCACAUCGCGGAGGGGGUCUUCGGGGAGCUGUAUAAGCUAGCAAGACUCGAUAUGACCUCCAACAGGCUGCGCACCCUCCCGCCUGAUCCCCUCUUUGCCAGAGAGUUUUUUUUUUUUUACAUUUCUGUGUAUCUUCUUUAUCCUUUCAGGGAGAAGGCCAGUGGUUUUGAGGAGUCAAUGAAAUGGAAGAAGCUAACUAAUGCUCAGAGGUCUGGUCUCAAUCAAAUCCCCAAUCGUCGUUUCACACUUUGGUGGUCUCCCACCAUUAACAGAGCCAAUGUGUAUGUCGGUUUUCAAGUGCAGCUUGACCUGACAGGAAUCUUCAUGCAUGGCAAGAUCCCAACACUGAAGAUCUCCCUCAUUCAGAUUUUCAGAGCUCACUUGUGGCAGAAAAUCCAUGAAAGCAUUGUUAUGGAUCUUUGUCAGGUGUUUGACCAAGAGCUUGAUGCUCUUGAGAUUGAGACUGUGCAAAAGGAGACCAUCCAUCCCAGAAAGUCAUACAAAAUGAAUUCAUCUUGCGCAGACAUCCUCCUCUUUGCAUCUUACAAGUGGAAUGUCUCAAGACCAUCCUUGCUGGCAGACUCAAAAGACGUCAUGGACAGCACCACUACACAAAAGUACUGGAUUGACAUUCAGUUGCGUUGGGGUGACUAUGACUCUCAUGACAUUGAGCGCUAUGCCAGGGCCAAAUUUCUGGACUACACAACAGAUAACAUGAGUAUCUACCCGUCCCCCACUGGUGUGCUCAUAGCCAUUGACCUCGCUUACAAUCUUCACAGUGCCUAUGGAAACUGGUUCCCUGGAAGCAAGCCUCUGAUCCAGCAAGCCAUGGCCAAAAUCAUGAAGGCCAACCCUGCUCUCUAUGUGUUGAGAGAGCGAAUCCGCAAAGGUCUGCAGCUGUACUCUUCUGAGCCCACUGAGCCUUACCUGUCAUCCCAGAACUAUGGUGAACUUUUCUCCAACCAGAUCAUCUGGUUUGUAGAUGACACAAAUGUGUAUCGUGUCACCAUCCACAAGACCUUCGAAGGUAACUUGACCACGAAGCCCAUCAAUGGAGCCAUUUUCAUUUUCAACCCCAGAACUGGCCAACUCUUCCUUAAGAUCAUUCACACCUCUGUGUGGGCUGGUCAGAAACGUUUAGGCCAGCUUGCCAAGUGGAAGACCGCUGAAGAAGUAGCUGCCCUGAUUCGUUCUCUUCCUGUUGAGGAGCAACCCAAACAGAUCAUUGUCACACGGAAAGGAAUGCUUGACCCUCUUGAGGUGCACUUGUUGGACUUCCCCAACAUUGUAAUCAAAGGUUCUGAGCUGCAACUUCCCUUUCAAGCUUGUCUGAAGGUAGAGAAGUUUGGAGACCUGAUCCUUAAGGCCACAGAACCCCAGAUGGUGCUGUUUAACCUCUACGAUGACUGGCUGAAGACCAUCUCAUCAUAUACAGCAUUCUCCAGACUGAUCCUGAUCCUCAGAGCACUUCAUGUCAACAAUGACCGUGCUAAGGUCAUUCUCAAACCGGACAAAACCACAAUCACAGAGCCCCAUCACAUCUGGCCUACUCUGUCUGAUGAGGAGUGGAUUAAAGUGGAGGUUCAACUCAAGGAUCUUAUUUUAGCAGACUAUGGCAAAAAGAACAAUGUGAAUGUGGCAUCACUUACACAGUCGGAGAUCCGGGACAUUAUUCUGGGCAUGGAGAUUUCAGCUCCCUCACAACAGCGGCAGCAAAUUGCUGAGAUUGAGAAACAGACAAAGGAACAGUCACAGCUGACAGCUACACAAACCCGCACAGUUAACAAGCAUGGUGACGAGAUCAUCACAUCAACCACCUCCAACUAUGAAACCCAAACUUUCUCAUCCAAGACUGAGUGGAGAGUCAGGGCUAUAUCUGCUGCAAACCUCCACCUGCGCACAAACCACAUCUAUGUCUCCUCUGAUGACAUCAAAGAGACAGGCUACACCUACAUCCUGCCCAAAAAUGUCCUCAAAAAGUUCAUCUGCAUUUCAGAUCUUCGAGCACAAAUUGCAGGAUACUUGUAUGGCACAAGUCCACCAGACAACCCUCAAGUUAAAGAGAUCCGCUGUAUUGUGAUGGUGCCACAGUGGGGAACACAUCAGACCGUUCAUCUGCCCAACCAGCUGCCUGGCCAUGAAUACUUAAAGGAAAUGGAGCCCUUAGGUUGGAUCCACACACAGCCAAACGAGUCUCCUCAGCUGUCCCCGCAGGAUGUCACCACUCACGCGAAGAUCAUGGCAGACAACCCCUCGUGGGAUGGAGAGAAGACCAUCAUCAUCACCUGCAGCUUUACUCCAGGCUCUUGCACCCUGACGGCUUAUAAGCUGACACCAAGUGGCUAUGAAUGGGGUCGUCAGAACACUGACAAGGGUAACAACCCUAAGGGCUACCUACCGUCGCACUAUGAGAGAGUGCAGAUGCUGCUGUCUGAUCGCUUCCUGGGCUUUUUCAUGGUUCCCGGCCAGGUGUCCUGGAACUAUAACUUCAUGGGUGUACGCCAUGACCCCAACAUGAAAUAUGAUCUGCAACUGGCCAACCCCAAAGAGUUUUACCAUGAAGUCCACAGACCCUCGCACUUCUUAAACUUCGCCUCACUGCAGGAGGGCGAGAUCUACAAUGCAGACCGUGAAGACAUGUAUGCUUAAAAGUUGGCAGUCAGCAUGAGAUUCACCAAUGUAUAUAACUUUCUUAAUCAUGAGUCAGCAGUUAAAUAACAGUUUAACUGUGAUUUUUGUUUUUAAAAGUGAAGGGUUGAAAGACCUUUUAGAAAUGUUUAUGAUUAAAUGUUCAUUCCUGUUUUUGUAAAAGUAUUGCAUAAAUAUGCAGAAUUUGUGGAGUUUGGCAUGUUUGACAAGGUAUAUUCUGUGUAGCUUUCUGUACGCAAGUAAUGGUUCAGUUCAUAUUUUCAAAAUGUGCAAGGCUGCUCCAUUCAGAAGAUUAAAAUGUUCAGUUAUUUUGGUGUACUAGUCAUCUGGCAUUGUAACCUGGAUUUAAAUAAAGAUCUACUUUGUCUA
Molecule: messenger RNA, 7048 nt
Organism: Boleophthalmus pectinirostris (great blue-spotted mudskipper)
Lineage: Eukaryota; Metazoa; Chordata; Actinopteri; Gobiiformes; Gobiidae
Gene: prpf8
Product: pre-mRNA processing factor 8
Biological process (GO): spliceosomal tri-snRNP complex assembly; mRNA splicing, via spliceosome
Cellular component (GO): U5 snRNP; catalytic step 2 spliceosome
Molecular function (GO): pre-mRNA intronic binding; U2 snRNA binding; metallopeptidase activity
Source: RefSeq, a predicted model, not a curated record